UUCAAUCUGGGGAGAGAAGCGCCCUGGGCGUCCGUAUUCGCCUGCCGCAAAGGCCGUGGGUUUAGGUUUUCUGUCAAACUGAGGGUGACGGUCCCGGCGCUGGCAGGAAGGUUCAAGUCCGGGCACUUCCGGGUGCUUCCUUUUAACUUCCCCGCUGGAACCCGAGUCUCUGAAGCCGGGGACAGCUGAUUGGCUGGAGCCCAGCCCCGCCCCGCCUCGCCCCGCACCUUUAGACAAGCGGACGGCUGCGCGGACUAGAAGAGGUUUCCCCUCCGAGCCUGUGGAUUCCUCCUCCCCGCGGCCUGGGGAAGCGGCGGCAGUCAUGGAGGUCGAUGUCACCGGCGAGCCUGACACCGCCGAAGUGCUUCCCCAGCACAGGUUCGACUGCAGGUCCCUGGAGGCCUACCUGAAUCAGCGCUUACCUGGCUUCAGGGCAGAUCCCGAGGCGACGCUGACUGUUAGCCAAUACAGGUCAGGACAGUCCAAUCCAACCUUUUUCCUCCGGAAGGGCUCUCAAGCUUGUGUACUGAGGAAGAAACCACCAGGCUCACUUCUCCCUAAAGCACACAUGAUCGACAGAGAAUUUAAAGUCCAGAAGGCCUUAUUUUCUGUCGGAUUCCCUGUCGCCAAGCCUUUACUGUACUGCCAAGAUACCUCCAUCAUCGGAACUGAAUUUUACGUGAUGGAAUAUGUGCGGGGUAGAAUCUUUCGUGAUUUUUCAAUUCCUGGAGUCAGCCCCGCAGAACGCGCAGCCAUAUAUGUGUCCAUGAUAGAAACGCUGGCUUGGUUACAUUCACUGAAUAUACAGUCAUUGCAGCUGGAAGGAUAUGGUGCAGGUGUUGGGUACUGCAAAAGACAGGUGUCCACCUGGACGCGGCAGUACCAGGCUGCGGCCCAUCAGGACAUCCCUGCCAUGGAGCAGCUCUCCAAGUGGCUGAUGAACAACUUGCCGGAAAAUGACAAUGAGGAGAGUCUGAUUCACGGAGAUUUCAAGCUAGAUAACAUCGUUUUCCAUCCCACAGAGUCUCGAGUUAUAGCAAUACUGGAUUGGGAGCUUUCAACCAUUGGUCACCCUCUGUCAGACUUAGCUCAUCUCUCUCUGUUUUACUUUUGGCCAAGGACACUUCCAAUGAUAAAUAAAGGUUCUUGUAUCCAAGAAAGCACAGGAAUACCAUCGAUGGAAGAACUUAUUUCAAUAUAUUGCAAAUGCAGGGGAAUUAAUUCUAAUCUUCCCAACUGGAACUUCUUCCUCGCACUUUCAUAUUUCAAACUGGCUGGAAUAGCACAGGGUGUCUAUAGUAGAUAUCUUUUGGGAAAUAAUUCUUCUAAGGAUAGCUUUCUCUUUGCCAAUACGGUGCGGCCUCUGGCAGAAACUGGAUUACAGCUGUCAAAAAGGACCUUCAAUACCGCAUUGCUGGAGGCUGAUGCUGACAAGCAGUUGUUUGCGCAGAGUAGGAAGGGCCGAGAAGUCCUUGCUAGGGUGAAGCAUUUCAUGAAACAGCACGUCUUCCCAGCCGAAAAGGAGGUAUUAGAAUACUACACCCAAGAAGAGAAGUCAGUGGAGAAGUGGAGACAGCCUUUAGUGAUUGAUAAACUCAAGGAAAUGGCCAAAGCAGAGGGCCUCUGGAACUUGUUCCUGCCAGCUGAGAGCGGCCUCAGCCAGGUGGACUACGCCCUGAUUGCUGAAGAGACAGGAAAAUGCUCUUUUGCUCCAGAUGUCUUCAACUGCCAAGCACCAGACACAGGAAACAUGGAGGUGCUGCACCUAUAUGGAAGUGAGGAACAGAAGCAGCAGUGGCUGGAGCCUCUGCUUCGAGGGGAUAUAACCUCGGCCUUCUGUAUGACAGAGCCCGACGUUGCGUCAAGUGAUGCCACAAACAUUGAGUGUACAAUCCUGCGAGAUGGAGAUAGUUAUAUUGUUCAUGGCAAGAAAUGGUGGAGCAGUGGAGCUGGGAAUCCCAAGUGCAAAAUUGCAGUUGUUUUGGGAAGAAUGGAAACUGCUUCUGCAUCAAGACACAAACAACACAGCAUGAUCCUUGUUCCAAUGAACACACCCGGUGUGGAGCUAAUCAGGCCGUUGUCAGUGUUUGGCUACAUGGAUGAGUUGCAUGGAGGACACUGGGAAGUCCAUUUCAACCACGUGAGAGUUCCUGCCACCAAUUUAAUACUAGGUGAAGGUCGAGGAUUUGAAAUUUCCCAAGGCCGCCUCGGACCUGGCCGAAUCCAUCACUGUAUGAGAUCAGUGGGUUUGGCAGAACGUGCUUUGCAGAUCAUGUGUGAGCGGGCCGCACAGAGGGAAGCCUUUAAGAAGAAACUGUAUGAACAUGAGGUCGUGGCGCACGGGAUUGCCGAAAGCCGCAUCGCCAUCGAGCAGAUCCGCUUGCUGACCUUGAAAGCCGCCCACAGCAUAGACACGCGGGGCAGCGCUGCGGCCAGGAAGGAGAUCGCAAUGAUCAAAGUGGCUGCCCCGCGGGCCGUCGGCGAGGUCAUUGACCGGGCCAUCCAGGUGCACGGAGGGGCAGGAGUUUCCCAGGAUUUCCCUCUGGCUAACAUGUAUGCCUUAAUACGCACUCUGCGCUUAGCAGAUGGGCCCGAUGAAGUCCACCUGUCAGCCAUCGCAAAGAUGGAGCUUCAGGACCAAGCCAGAAGGUUGCCGGCCAAGAUGUGAGGAGCACCGCCUGCCACGCGCUGUGGAGCUGGGCUGUGGCGUGCAGCCCCCAGCCACUGCCCCGCUGGCUCUCCUCCUCUCACAGUUAGUCAUCACUUAUGGAAAAGAUUUUAGCAUCUGUUUUGAUCAGUGGGUUUUAUAAUGUUAAGGUUCGUAUGCACAUAAGGCAAAUCAGAAAUGCCACAGCUACCUGAGUGGUUUAGCACUUACCUUAUACACGUAACUUGUAACAAGUUCACAAGGCAAAUCAGAGACCUGUCUAAAGCAAGAGCGUAGACAUAUUUUCAUGAAUUAAUCUCUGUGAUUAAAAAUCUCUGGGAAUAUUCCAUAUAUGUGUAUGCGUAUGUAUACAUACAUACAUAUGUAAUUAUUCUUAUCUUUAGACCCAUGUGAAUGCUAGUUUUAGAAGUUAGGGUAGCACUGCGUAUUGUUUGCAUUGGAGAAAGACAGGUAACCGGUGGGUUUGUUUCAGAAGGCACAUCAUGAUAAGCUUCUUUGUAAUCCAGUGUGAAGCACUUCUGUCCUGUGCGGUUUACAGUUUGUGAUAAAACGUAGCAUACUUGAGAAGAUAUAACUAAGAACAGUGCUGGUUAUUUAUAAAGUAUUGAUGAAAACAAGAAAGGCCUUUAAUCUUGAGGACAGUGCACUCUGAAUGCCACUGCACUCAUCAGUAACUCCCUGGGGCUGUCUCUGUCACCUCUGUCCCGCAGUGGACAACCAUGGCCACCAGUGACUCUGGGCGCUUGAAUAUGGCAAGCACGACAGAGGGACUGAGUUGACAGCUUUGAACUUUUUAUAAUUGAAAAGCAGAUUCUCAGUUCAGUCUCUGGGAAACUUUGAAGUAUGUUUGGAAUGACUAGGGUGUGUGCAUCUACGUUGUCAGCAAUAAAUUUCAUGAAAUUUACAGAGAAAGUAUUUUGAAUCAAAAUUUAGUAGCCAAAUAAACAGAGUAAGUGCAACAUACACACCAGAUUUUGAAAAGUUAGCAUGAAAAUGCUUCAGUGCCUUGUUAAUAAUACUGUUUUACACUGAUUAUGCUUUGAAAUUAUAUUCUGAAAUAACUGAUUUAAAUAAAAUAUAUUCACAUCUCA
Messenger RNA from Jaculus jaculus (lesser Egyptian jerboa), 3759 nucleotides. It is a transcript of the gene Acad11, whose product is annotated as acyl-CoA dehydrogenase family member 11. Bases 323 to 2668 code for a protein of 781 amino acids. Gene Ontology annotation, cellular component: mitochondrion. NCBI's taxonomy places the organism in Eukaryota, Metazoa, Chordata, Mammalia, Rodentia, Dipodidae. Gene Ontology annotation, molecular function: flavin adenine dinucleotide binding; oxidoreductase activity, acting on the CH-CH group of donors. The record is from RefSeq and is a predicted model, not a curated record. The transcript is spliced from 20 exons.